Molecule: messenger RNA, 2214 nt
Organism: Brassica napus (rape)
Lineage: Eukaryota; Viridiplantae; Streptophyta; Magnoliopsida; Brassicales; Brassicaceae
Exons: 5
Coding region: 1-2214 (737 amino acids)
Source: RefSeq, a predicted model, not a curated record
AUGUUGGAUGCUAAUAAUUGUUAUGUUGGUGCCUUUCGAUCAGCACGUGAGAGACUAGAAGUUUCUGGUGCUGGUCGGCGUAUGAGAUUGGUUCUCGCAAGUGGAAGGUCCACAGAUGGUAGAACAUAUAAUCUUCCAACUGAAAAUGAUGUAGCAGCUUUAAUUCCUGGGGAUUUUGAAAAAUCAAUGGAAAAUCGAGACAUUAUCCUUGAGAGUAGUACCGGAAAACUACAAAGAAUAAGUGAGCUGCAUCCAGCUUAUUUGCCCUUACAAUAUCCAUUGUUGUUUCCCUUUGGUGAGGAUGGUUUUAGAUUGGGCAUAGACAUCGGCUUCCUAGAUAAGAAAGGGAGGAAAAGGAAAACGAUAACCAUGCGUGAGUUUUUUGCGUUUCGUAUACAAGAGAGGUUUGGUGAAUCUCCGAUCAUUUUAAUGUCUGGAAGAUUGUUUCAACAGUUUUUAGUUGAUGCAUACACUAUGAUAGAAUCAAAUAGACUUCGCUACAUUUGGUUAAAUCAAAAGAAUCUUCGAUCUGAACACUAUGAUAAGAUCGUUGAUGCUGUGGCCAAAGGAAAAGGUGAUCUAUCUGAACAGGGUAAGCGGAUCUACAUACCAUCUUCGUUUACAGGUGGUAAAAGGUACAUGAUGCAACACUACUUGGACGCUAUGGCCACUUGCAAGUAUUAUGGUUACCCAGAUUUUUUUAUAACAAUAACUUGUAAUCCCAAGUGGCCAGAGAUAACACGAUAUCUGCAGAAACAUGAUUUGAAAACAGAAGAUCGUCCGGAUAUAUGUUGUCGUGUUUUUAAGAUGAAGCUUGAUAAUCUGGUUGAUUAUUUGAUGACCGGAACAGUCUUAGGUGAAAUCAAUUCGGUAAUGUAUACAAUCGAGUUUCAGAAGCGAGGUUUGCCGCAUGCUCAUAUGGUAGUCUUCUUGAAACCAGAAUCUAAGUUGCCGACAGGAGAUGACAUUGAUCGGUUUAUAAGUGCUGAGAUACCAGAUAAAGAGACAGAGCCGUAUUUACAUGAAAUUGUUAGUGAUUUGAUGGUACACGGUCCAUGUGGUGCUGCUAACAUAAAAAAUGUAUGCAUGCAAGAAGGCAGAUGCACCAAAUAUUUCCCAAAGUCUAAUAGCGCUAUUACAAAAAUUGAUGAUGGUGGUUAUCCAAUUUAUAGACGUCGAGAUGAUAACAGGGUCAUUAGGAAGAAGAACUUCGAUUGUGAUAACAGAUAUAUUGUUCCUUAUAACGGCAAUCUAUUGAAACGAUAUCGAGCACACAUUAACAUUGAGUGGUGUAACCAAACAAGAUCAAUUAAGUAUCUUUUCAAAUACAUCAAUAAGGGAUCAGAUUAUGUUAGAGCUACAGUUGAGAGUGAAGAUGGUAAUGAAGAAGUCGAGGACGAGGUGAAAAAAUAUUUCAGUUGCAGGUACAUAUCUGCGUGUGAAUCCACUUGGAGGAUUCUUGCUUUUCCUACACAAUAUCGCUCAACGCCGGUGACAAAGCUUUCCUUCCAUCUGCCUGGCCAACAGUUUCUUGUUUAUAAUGAAGAUGACCCAAUAGAGGAAGUGAUAUCUAAAUGUACUAUUAGCCAGUCUAAGUUCUUAGCUUGGAUGGAAGCAAACAGAAAAUAUCCAGAGGCACGUGAGUUGACAUAUGCUGAUUUUCCUACCAAGUUUGUUUGGGUCUUGAAAACAAAGGAAUGGAAACCACGUGAUAGAGGAUUUGCAAUAGGGAGGAUAACUUAUGUACCGCCGUCUUAUGUCCAAGCCUAUUAUUUGAGGGUUUUACUCAAUAUAGUAAAGGGUCCAAGAAGUUUCGAGGAGAUCCGAACGGUUAAGGGGAUUGUUUAUCCGUCAUUUAAAGAUGCAUGCUAUGCUUUGGGUUUGCUUGAUGAUGAUAAAGAAUAUAUUGAGGCUAUUAAGGAGGCAAGUUUAUGGGCUUCUGGGAAGUUUUUGAGAAGAUUAUUUGCUGUGAUGUUGCUCUCUAACAGCGUUGCAAUGCCAAUCGAUGUAUGGAAGGCAACAUGGGAUAUACUAACCGAGGAUAUUCUUAUAAGGAAAAAAAGAAAAGCAAAGAAUCCAAAUUUCACACUAUCCAAUGACCAGCUGAAGAAUAUUGGUUUGGCUAAGAUAGAGAAAUAUCUGCGUAGGAAUAAUAAUUCUCUGUCUAACUUUGAGAAUGCUCCUUUGAAAAAAGCUACGAUCGGGAAAAGUUAA